Messenger RNA from Metschnikowia bicuspidata var. bicuspidata NRRL YB-4993, 679 nucleotides. RefSeq lists its product as uncharacterized. The coding region runs from base 175 to 564 and encodes 129 amino acids. Lineage: Eukaryota; Fungi; Ascomycota; Pichiomycetes; Serinales; Metschnikowiaceae. The record is from RefSeq and is a predicted model, not a curated record. The transcript has a single exon.
GUGAGACCGGGGAGGUGCUGUGAAUUCGCCGGUGCCGUGUAUGCACAGGUCAGUCUGUUUGGAGUGUUUUUGCAACCCGUUUAGUUGUGCUGUUUUUGCAGUGUCGUCCUUUUUACAGUGUCUGCCUAUUUCACCUUUGGUCCUUGUUGUUUGGCGCUCUCGGUGCGGUGACAAAUGUCUCGGGCUGCUUUUUGGCGAGCAGCGUUUAUAUGUGGCGGUGUGCGUGCCAGUGAAUUCAGGGUGCGGGACCUGGCUUUCUGGAUGGGCGCGGGAAUCAGCGGCGCGUGGACGAAAAGUUCACUGCGACUGCCGAGGAUAACAAGCGAGGGUGCCGGGGUGAUUUGUUUGCGGGGCGCGAGGGGCCUGCAAGCUUUUUGGAACGAGUGGACAGGGCACGUGGAGGGGGCCCAGACGAGGAAGGAACUGGAUUCCGAGUUGCGCCGGGGACGAGGACGUCAGGAAUGGAUCGAGGUUCCAGGUCGACAGUGGAGAAUGCAGGAGAAUGGAUCAAAGUUCCAGGAGAAUGGAUCAAAGUUCCAGGAGAAUGGAUCAAGAGUCAGGUGAAUGGAUCAAGGGACAGGUCAACAAACGAAGAGACAGGUCAACAAACGCAGACAGGUCAGCAAAAGAAGAGACAGGUCAACAAACGAAGACAGGUCAGCAAAAGAAGAGACAGGUC